Molecule: messenger RNA, 4552 nt
Organism: Phymastichus coffea
Lineage: Eukaryota; Metazoa; Arthropoda; Insecta; Hymenoptera; Eulophidae
Exons: 18
Coding region: 704-3358 (884 amino acids)
Source: RefSeq, a predicted model, not a curated record
CAUAGGUAUAGUUAGAGCACAGCGCGUGUCGCGACAGUGUGACCGACGCGCAUCGUUCAGCCGUUGUUUCACGCUGCGUUGCGGCUCCAGUUUUCCUUUUUUACACUUUCAGUCCUGGACUCUGUGCUGCACUUUCACCAAGUCUGAGCAUGCUAAUAAUAUCGCUGACGACUUGUGAGCGGAUGCGGAGGAGUAGGCGUCAGGAUAGCGAUGUCGAAUAAAGCGAGCGUGGCAAAAGACGACGGAGGCAUUCGCUCGUGAAUUUUCGCCAAGGACAAUCGACGCGAAGAGACGCUAGUUCCGAGGACACCAAUGCAAGGCCCAGGUGAGCAGUAGCUUCGUCGGCAACCACCCGCGGCACUGUGGCAAGGUCGAGGGCCGGUUCUCAGCGCAAUCGACGCGACAGCUGAGGCAAGAGGAGAUGAGGCUGGCCGCUGCUCGACGCGACGAACUCGAAAGCCGCAGCGAGUUGGUGCGCUGCUAGUCAGAGGAGGCGAGCGGCUGCCGGCGAGGAAAGCUCGACGGGCGUCCGAAGCGCCGGAGCUGGCUGCUGCCGUGUGCCGGGUCAGGCCACGCGUGCAUGCCGCUCGAGGCCUAUAAAUAGAGCGCGAGUCGGUGCGUGGCGGCGCUGAUCGGCUGCGGCGGCGGCGGCGGCGGCGGCGGCGGCACGCCGCUCGAGCUUGCGGGUGAAAAUAGCCGAAGAAUGCUCACGACGUCCAAUUGGACCUGGCUGGCAGGAGGAUGGGCCAAUAUGGCCGACUUGGCCGAGCGGGUGGACGAUCUGAUAUGCAGUUUCGAGCCGUCCGCCGACGCGACAAUGGACACCCUGUCGAUGCUCAUCUUCGGCUGGAUGCUGCUGGGCCUGCUGGUGCUGUGCGUCGGCAAGUUCGUCUACAACAAGCUCUACCAGCGCGGCAAGGCCACCGCGCUGCACUCGGCCGCCAGUGCCAGUAGCGCCAGCGCCGCCAGCCCGCAGCAGACGCAUCAGCAGCACGGGCCGCCGGCCGCGGCCGCCAGGGAGGCGCACAGCGCGGCCGCUGGCCUGGGCGCCAUCGGCGAGAGCGUGCUGCUGCUGGGUGCCGGGGCCUCGGCCUCGGGGGUGGCGGCCGCCGUAGCCAAGUCCAGGUCGGCCAACGCCUCCAGGAGCCAGCUCGCCGGCCCAGGCGCGUCCGCCGGUCCGGCCGCGCUCGCGGGCCCCGCGGCCUACGUGCCGCCCACGCCGCCGGCCAGGAAGCGGCUCACCCGCAAGAACUCGGGGCCGCUGGUCAGCCCGGCGCGUAGCUCGCGGGCGCUGCACCUGCCCGCGGCCACGGGUGCCGACGCCGAGGCCGUCAGAUGGGCCAACGAGAUGCUCUGCUGGCUGCACACCGACCUCGUCGUGCUCGACGAGCUCCUCGCCGUUUGGGUCAACUCGCUCAACGACUUCGUCGCCUCCGCCAUCGCCGAGCACGGAAUCGGCGUGGAAUUCGUUCGAGUUCUGCCGGAAACCCACCCGCCUGUUCUGUCCAACAUCUUCUGCGAAUGCGACUCGAAGGACGACGUGACGAUAACGUGCGACUGCGAGGCGACACCUGCACUGCAGCUGAAGGCCUUCCGCCAGCACGGCGACAAGAUCGAGGCAAGCCAUUACCGCGUGAACGUGAAUCGCUUCCGAGCCCGGCUCAACGUCGUUUGCAUCACGGAGAAGCUGCUCGUCGAUCUCAAGUGCGACGGCUGGCCGGAGGUGAAAGUCUCUCUGGCGCCAGUGGGCACGAUCAAGAAGGACUUGGACGAGGCUCAACUGCAGGAACUGCUUACGGAAAUCGUUGUGGGCGCGAUACGCGGCACCAACCUGCACCUCAAUCUAUCUCAGUACAUCAAUUGUCCUCGAUUAUGGCGCGAGCCCGUCAACCAGUCGGGCUACUCCAUGCCUUUGCACUACGAUACCAUGGGUGGCUCGAGCUCGACGAUCAGCCGACGGACCGGCCACGCCCACUCCUCGACCUCGGCGAUACACCAAUACGCUCCGGGCGAACGCCGACUCCUGGUGAAAGUCGUCCGAGCGGCGGAUCUGGCCGGCCAGAGCCAAUGCAAAGAAGCAUACUGCGUGGUGGAGCUCGACGAGCCACCGCAGAGGCAUCAGACUUCCGUGAAGAAAGAAACGAAGAGCCCCGUCUGGGACGAGGCGUUUUUAUUCGACGUCAGUCCAAGCACGACGGAAGUGCUACUGGAGGUGUACGAUCGAGUGAACAAGAGCGAGCGAUUUCUGGGCCUCGGUAUCGUCGGCCUGGAAGAGUUGCUGGCGAACCCGAGUCAAAGGCAAAUCAUACCUUUGCAAGCGCGACCUUACGAAGAAGACGAAGUGACGGGCACUCUCACAGUCGAAUUUCUCUUUAUCGAGGGUGCGGAAGUGCCUCAAAUUGGCAACAAGCCUUACAAGGUGAAGGAAACGAUCAAGCAGCCAUCUUCACCGACACGUACCUACAAUCCGACAAACAACUUAUUGAGCAACACUAGCAUUAACUAUAACAACGAUUUUAUGACGAACGGCACUUCUGCUAUUAAUUCGCCGUAUAGAACUGGUCAAUCUAAUGGUAACAAGGGAACAUUGAUUGUCCAUAGCCAACAAAGACAACCCGAGCGACAAGUCGUCAAGGUCGGAUUGAGUGAAAAUGGAGGAUGGACAGAAAUCCCAGUAGAAAAUGGGGAUAAAGAGAUGAAUGCAACAGGGCAAGAUAGUACCACAUCAAAUUCAGAUGGAUUGAAAGAUAGGGGAAGAAGUAGGAGAAAACGAAGAGACUUUUUUGGGACAAUCAGAAAAAGGUUGAGUCGCUCAAAAACAAGAAGUCGAUCAGUUGGACCCGAAGAGGAUCCUGAUCAUGAAGACGCUCAUUCAAGAUCAAUUUCAGCUGACAGAGCGAAAGAUCCAGGAUCUGGACGAGAAGAACAUUCAAGAAGAUCAAGUGUGAGCGAAGCAUCUGCAAUCAGUGGUACUUCGAUGAGGACUUAUGUCAAUGAAGCGUCUACUUUGGUGCUUGAAACAAUGGAAAAUGGCAUUCGAAAACAUUAUCUCGUUCCAUUAUCAUUGGCACAAAAAAGUAGAUGGAAGAAAAAAGGCACCAAACUACAUAUUUUCAACGAUCAUACAUUCAUUGCAAAGCACAUGCCUGGAGGUACAGUAUGUGAAGUUUGCAAAAAAACGUUGGCUCGCCGAUUAGGUAAACAAGGCUAUGAAUGUCGAGACUGUCAAAUGAAAUGUCAUAAACAUUGUCACGUUAAAAUUGACUCGAUGUGUUCAUCUUCCACUAUUCAAAACAUAGAAUUGAUUUUUGUAAAAUCUCCUGAAUUAAAGAGGAAACCAUCAGUGCGGGUUCGUUAAUCCUGUGAAGAACCAGUGAUGUUAACAGACUGCGUAGCUCUGCAACUUAGACUCCAGCAUCCAGAUCUUCACUUCGUCGAAUUCCAUUUCAAUGUUUCAAAAGUUCAUAUACCAUAAUAUUUUACUGAAUUUUUGAUUUUCAACUCAAUGGUUACAGAAUAAUAAUGGAAUCAUUGAAUGUCUGCUUUCUAUCCUAUGAAAUACUUGAAUAACGAUUGUAAAUUGAUUUUUUGUAACGAAUGGUGCAAGAGUUACUUUUAUUUUAUAUUUUGCUGAAGUAAGCUUCAUCUAGUCUUGCAAUUUUUUUUAAUACAUAUAUGAUCAUGUCGAUAAUUUAUAUACAAACGAAAUAUUAAUAAACUUUUUAAUGAUGUCAAUCUUCCUUCGGGGUCCUCCAAAAAAGUAACUAUGAAUAUAUAAUACAUCCGUACUUACAUUUUUUAUGUGCUUAUUUGUUUUGUUUGAUUUAUUUUGAAAUAUAUUUACAUAUAUAUUUUAUUCUUAAAACUAAUGCAUUAUAUUAAAGGCAAACAGGCUGUCUUCUGUUAUACGAAUUCAUCGUAAUCAAUUUACAAUUGGAAAAAAUAAAAAUAAGUGCACUCUUUAACGCACAAAAAUAGUUCUAAGUAUUAAUAUUUAUUUGUUCAUCAUUCAUGUUACUUUUUACUAAUCAUCACCAUUAAAAUAUUUCAUCGAAAUGAUCUUGGCCAUUAUUUUUUCAAUUUACAUAAAAAUGUAAUUUUUAUACUGAUAAGAAGAUUAUUUUUGCAAAUCUAAUAUGAGUUUAUAUUUUACAUUCAUGAAUAAUUGAACUAUAUAAUAUGCAGAAUUUUAAAUAGGUCAAUAUAUCUCAAUAAUAAAACGAUUCUUUUAUAUACUUCUGGUGAUUUUUAUCAAAUUUUUUGUUUAUAAAACAAAUGCAUAACGCAUGAGCACCUUCCAAACACGCCUAUCACGAUUAAUAGUGCCUAGAUAAAUAAUAGAUAUCCUUGUUAUACACUCUUAAUGAAAAAUUAAUAUACAUUUAUAACGAUAUAGUGAUAAUAUAUCGUCGCAAUAUUAUUUAUAUCAUUCGAAGCAAGAUUUAAUGUACUUUAAAAAGCAAAUUUUGAAAUCAAACAAAAUUAAAAAAUUUUAAAAUAUGCACAAAAUGUUGUAAGCCAUGACAACAUAAAAAAAUAUAGUUAUAAUAAA